AGGAGAAGGAGUCAGCCUUAGUUCCUGGAGAUGGAGGGACUGAGAUAGUAGGGAAGUUUCUCCCCCACAAUAUAGGACUAGUUUCCUUCAUCUGGAGCUAUGUGCUGGAGCCGAGUCUCUGGGAAGGCUGCUGGUAGCUCUUAGGGUCCCUGGUGCAAUGGAAGCCCCUCUUGGGUGCUAUUUCGCAAUCUCAGGCGCUCGCUAUUGGUCAGUAUGUGAUCAUAUGCUUCUAUUUCCUUCUGUCCCUCACUGGCACCCGGCCAUCCCCCUUCAGCUAAAACCCAAUCUCCGAUAAACUACUAAUAGCUAAACCACUUGGACUAUAAAACACAACAAAUCAUAAAGCCAGGAAGGACUGCAGCCUCCUCCCAAUGAGUUCCUAUUUUGUCAACUCCACUUUCCCGGUAACUCUGCCUGGUGGGCAGGAACCCUUCCUAGGACAGAUCCCGUUAUAUUCCUCAGGCUAUGCGGAUCCUUUAAGACACUAUUCUGCCAGCUAUGGGGCCUCUGGAGUCCAGGACAAGGGCUAUGCCUCAUCCUCCUAUUACCACCAGCAGGCAAAUGGCGCAUACACCCGGACGGGCGCCUGUGACUAUGGCGCAGCUGGAUUUUACAGGGACAAGGAGGCUUCCUGCGCCAUGUCCUCCCUGGACGAGCCAUCUUCUCACUACAGCCAGGAGCAGCGCAAACCGGACUGUGUGCACAGCAAGCUACUGUAUGAGGAGCCGGAGGACUCCAAGUGCUCCACACCAGUCUACCCCUGGAUGCAGAGGAUGAACUCCUGCAACAGUUCGGUAUUUGGGCCCAGUGGGAGAAGAGGGCGACAGACCUACACACGGUACCAGACCCUAGAACUAGAGAAGGAGUUCCACUUUAACCGUUACCUAACCAGAAGGCGCAGGAUCGAAAUCGCACACUCUUUGUGCCUGACUGAGCGACAGAUCAAGAUCUGGUUCCAGAACAGAAGGAUGAAGUGGAAAAAGGAGAGUAAAUUGCUCAACUCUUCUGUGCAGAGCUCAGGGGAGGAAGAGAAAACCGCAGAAUAAAAGGCGCACACACACACAGCGCCAUUCCAGGCGCUCUAAUCCUUGUAUCUUGAAUAAAUUAUUAUUAUUAUUAUUGCACACAGGACUGGUAAAGAACAAUCUGUAUUAUAACUACCUAUAUGUCUGACUGUCAUCAAUACCGGGUUGCAGCCCCAGAUAGUGUCAUUAUAUAUAUAUACAGUAUAUAUAGUUACAUAGGGGCGUCCUGUCCAGGUGUUCCAUGCACGAUUUGGCAUAUACUGAUUUUGUUGUCUGGUCUGGUGUAUUAUUUCCAUGUUCACUGAAAACUCAAAAUGCUACCUAGAAAGUCAUUGUGAAAUGGUCUAUUUUUAUGAUUAUUAUUAUUAGUUUUCAGUGUGUUUGUGCUUGUUUUAUUUUUUAUUUUAUUUUUAUUUUUUUAUAUAUAUAUUCUAUAUAUUUGUAGUUGGGGUUGGCCUAGUGAUCUACCGUGCCCAUGACAAGGAUCUCUGCCAGCUAAUAAUAGUGAAUGGAAUCAGAUCUGACCACAGUGAUGCGAUAUUCCAAGCACAAAUAGUCUUAUGUCUGUAUUUUGUAGAGCAGCACCCCUGGGAAUUCCGACUGACCAAACAUCCGUUCUCAUUAUAAAUCCCUGGCUGUGUUCCUGCACUUUCCCAACAUGAAAAUGAGAGAGGUACAGUAUCAUGGAGAAUGGAGAAAUUCAGGCUCCGGCAACUCAGCCUCCUCUAAUCCAAUUCCCCCCUUCUUCUGAAUGCUAGGCAGCUCGUCUGGGGUAUCUGAUUAAAUGUUGUGGACAAUGAGUACUUGUGGGUUAUUUUCUCUGUAUAUUUAGCAUUAUGAAUUCAAAUAACUGAUGAUCUGCUGGGAAUAAAACAUGUCGUUUCUAUGAA
Messenger RNA from Bufo bufo (common toad), 1915 nucleotides. RefSeq names its product homeobox B6 (gene HOXB6). Gene Ontology annotation, cellular component: nucleus. Gene Ontology annotation, biological process: anterior/posterior pattern specification; regulation of transcription by RNA polymerase II. The record is from RefSeq and is a predicted model, not a curated record. The coding region runs from base 372 to 1046 and encodes 224 amino acids. Gene Ontology annotation, molecular function: DNA-binding transcription factor activity, RNA polymerase II-specific; RNA polymerase II cis-regulatory region sequence-specific DNA binding. The transcript has 2 exons. Lineage: Eukaryota; Metazoa; Chordata; Amphibia; Anura; Bufonidae.